UUCGCACCCUCUAUAACACAUGACUCCCUCCAACACUACCUCUACCAUGCAUUUCACUUCUCCUCCACUACCACCACCACCACAACCUCAUCAUGGACUCCAACAGCAACCACACCUCAAUCCACACCGUCCAUCUUAUCAAGAGUCUCGUGUUCCAGCGAUUCCUACCGGAGAUCCAAACCCUAGAGAUCUUCCUCGCGCUGGUAAUCUUCGUAACGAUACACUCACUCAGGCAGGCGAAGACACGUGGACUGCCGGUGUGGCCGAUCGUCGGCAUGGCUCCUUCCUUAAUCAUAGGACUAAAGGGGGACAUGUACGAGUGGAUUACCGGCGUUCUCUGCCGUAUGAACGGAACAUUCACAUUCUCCGGCCCGCGGAUGAGUAGCCUGAACUGCGUCGUGACGGCAGACCCGCGUAAUCUCGAGCACCUGCUCAAAGACAAAUUCACCAAUUUCCCUAAAGGCAAGUUCUUCCGGAGUACCGUACGCGACCUACUCGGAGAUGGAAUCUUCAAUGCCGAUGACGACACGUGGCGGCAUCAGAGGAAGACAGCGAGUAUCGAGUUCCACUCGGCCGAGUUCCGUAACUUAACCGCCGAAUCCCUACUCGAGCUUGUCCACGCACGCCUCCUGCCCGUACUAGAGAGCUCCGCCGACUCCGGCGUUGCUCUCAAUUUGCAGGAUUUGCUUCUACGGCUGACAUUCGACAACGUGUGCAUGAUCGCUUUUGGAGUGGACCCUGGCUGCCUAAGCCCUGGCCUGCCGGAAAUUCCCUUCGCACGUGCAUUCGAGGACGCGACGGAGGCGACUGUUAGAAGGUUUGUUACACCGACGAUCUUGUGGAAAACCUUGCGAUUUCUCGACAUGGGAAUCGAGAGGAAUCUCAGACAAUCAAUCCAACGUGUCGAUGAGUUCGCUGACGAGGUUAUACGUACAAGGAAGAAAGAGCUGUUGUUGGAAUCGUCUAGCAAGCGAUCGGAUCUUCUGACCAUCUUCAUGAGGUUGAAGGACGAUGAUGGGAAGCCGUUCUCGGAUAAGUUCUUGAGGGACAUUUGCGUAAAUUUCAUACUGGCCGGGCGGGACACCUCGUCGGUGGCGCUGGCUUGGUUUUUCUGGCUGCUUGACCGGAAUCCGGCUGUUGAAGAGCGGAUUCUAGAGGAGGUACGACGCAUUAUUGGAGAGAGAGCAUAUUCCAGCGACGUAAAGGGGAAUAUUCCGGUGGUGUUUAAGCCAGAUGAAGUGAAGAGGAUGGAGUACUUGCAGGCGGCUCUGUCCGAGUCUUUGAGGUUGUAUCCUUCGGUGCCCGUGGAUCACAAGGAGGUCGUUGAAGAUGAUGUUUUCCCCGACGGAACGGUGUUAAAGAAAGGAACAAAGAUCAUCUACGCCAUCUACUCAAUGGGGCGGAUGGAGAGCAUAUGGGGGGACGAUUGCAGAGAAUUCAAACCAGAGAGAUGGUUGAGAGAUGGAAAAUUCAUGAGCGAAUCAGCAUAUAAAUUCACAGCGUUCAAUGGCGGGCCGCGCCUGUGCUUGGGGAAGGAUUUUGCUUAUUAUCAGAUGAAAUUCGCUGCCGCUUCGAUCAUUUACCGUUACCAUGUGAAGGUGGUGGAGAACUUCCCAGUUGCACCCAAGCUAUCAUUGACAAUGUACAUGAAGCAUGGAUUGAAGGUCACGGUUCAACGGCGAGAUGGAUCAAUGAGUGGGCCCUAGUACUACUGUUCGAUGAAAUGUCAAUGGACGGUGUGAUCUAUUUUUAUUUUUGUUUUUAUGUUACUUUUUAUUAAAUGUUUGGGCUAUAUAUAAAUUAGUUGGAUUUAUUAUGAAUAAAAUUAAAGAGUGCAAUUAGGUGAUUGUUAAGUAA
This is a messenger RNA of Magnolia sinica, 1857 nucleotides long. RefSeq names its product cytochrome P450 86B1. The coding region runs from base 93 to 1706 and encodes 537 amino acids. Gene Ontology annotation, molecular function: monooxygenase activity; heme binding; oxidoreductase activity, acting on paired donors, with incorporation or reduction of molecular oxygen. Lineage: Eukaryota; Viridiplantae; Streptophyta; Magnoliopsida; Magnoliales; Magnoliaceae. The record is from RefSeq and is a predicted model, not a curated record. The transcript has 2 exons.